AUGAGGCUCUUUGUAAAAUUCUGCUGCGGCGGUCGCAGCUCUGCUGCUGCUGCAACAGGCCCGCAGCAGCAGCAGCAGCAGCAGCAGCAGCAGCAAAAGCAGCAGGGGGAUCAAUGGAGCAGCAGUCUCUGCUGCUGCGGCACGAGCUGCCGUCCCUUCUCAGCAGCAGCAGCAGCAGCAACUGACAGUUGUGUUUAUGUAGAUGAGCAGCAGCAGCAAACUGUCGGGCAUCUGAAGCAGCAGCUCCUGCAGCUGCUGCUUCGGGGUUCUUUCUGCUGUGAGCCAAGUCACAACAGCAGCAGCAGCAGCAGCAGCAGCAGCAACAGCAGCAGCAGCAGCUUGCUGCAGCUGCGGCUGCAGGGGUUUAUGCUGCCGAGUGAACAGCCCUUGGCGGUUCUGCGGGACGGUGAUGUUCUCACAGUCUGCAUGCACCAGCUGAAUCUCAGGCAGCAGCAGCAGCAGCAGCAGCAGCAGCAAGAGGAGCAGCAGCAGCAGCAGCAGAAGCAGGAAGCACGGGAUGUGUUGAGCAGCAAACGCUAUGCAGGGGAACCUGAGAGAUGCAGCAAGAAGCAAAAGCCUGCAGCAGCAGCAGCAACGAGGACAGCAGCAGCAACUGCAGCAGCAGCAAAAGUAACAGCAGCAGCUAUCAAUGGGAGAGCUGCUUCUGCUGCUGCCCGCAGGACAGGGAGCAGCAGCAGCGACGACAGCAGCAGCAGUGAAGAUAGCAGCAGCGAUGAGAGCAGCAGCAGCAGCAGCGAGAAUGAACCGCCUCGGUGUGUUGAUGUCUCAGCAGCAACACGAAACAGACCUGCAGCAGCAGCAGCAGCAGCAGCAGCAGCGGCGACAGCAGCAGCAACAAAAACAACAGCAGCAGCAGCAAGACAGCCUCCUUCGAGGACCCAAGUGCGCCCUGGUCACGUUAUCAUCGGCAGCAGCAGCAGCAGCAGCAGCAGCAGCAGCGACAGCGACAGCGACAGCGAAGCCGACGAGGGCAGCCGAAGCGCAGCGUGGCAGCAGCAGCGGAAGCAGCAGCAGCAGCAACAGCAACGGGGCAAGCAGCAGCAACGCUUAGGACCUGGACCGCUCCCUGUGCCACUGCAGCGAAUCCAGCAGCAGCAGCAGCAGCAGCGGUUGCAACAACAGCAGCAGCAGCAGCAACAGCAGCAGCAGCAAUGGCAGAAACAGCAGCAGCAGCAGCAUGCAGGUGGGGGUAGUCGCAGCAGCUAUACAGCAGCCCAUCAUGGCGACUGCGGAGGCGCAGCACCAGAAGCAGCACCAGCAGCAGCAGCAGCAGCCGGAGCUGCCCCUGCAGCAACAGCACCAACAGCAGCAGCAGCAACAACAAGAACAGAAGCAGCACCUGCAGCAGCAGAUUUUGUUGAUUGGGGGGGUCCCCUUGCUGCUGCCCUUGAAGGCAAAUGGCUGCAGGCGCAGCUGCUGCUGCUGCAGCAGGGAGUGCCGCAGCUAUCGCAGCAGCAGAUAUUCCGAGUGCUGCAGGUAGAUAUGCAGCGCAGCCGUUAUCGCAGCAGCAGAUAUUCCGAGUGCUGCAGGUAG
Messenger RNA from Eimeria mitis, 1554 nucleotides. RefSeq lists its product as uncharacterized. The transcript is spliced from 2 exons. Lineage: Eukaryota; Apicomplexa; Conoidasida; Eucoccidiorida; Eimeriidae. Bases 1 to 1554 code for a protein of 517 amino acids. The record is from RefSeq and is a predicted model, not a curated record. Gene Ontology annotation, biological process: regulation of transcription by RNA polymerase II. Gene Ontology annotation, molecular function: transcription cis-regulatory region binding. Gene Ontology annotation, cellular component: nucleus.